Chlorella variabilis is the source of this 1803-nucleotide messenger RNA. RefSeq lists its product as hypothetical. Lineage: Eukaryota; Viridiplantae; Chlorophyta; Trebouxiophyceae; Chlorellales; Chlorellaceae. Bases 1 to 1803 code for a protein of 600 amino acids. The transcript is spliced from 7 exons. The record is from RefSeq and is a predicted model, not a curated record.
AUGGCCCAGGUGGUGCCCAGGGUCGCGCUGGCGGACUUGCAGCUGAAUGUGAGCGGCAUGGUCAGCCCCAUCUUCGCCACAGCAUCCGAAAAGCUGGCAGUUGGGCUGUCGCGCAGCCGCGUUGUCGUCGUGUCGCUGCCGCCGGCGCAAGCCGCCGCGCUCAAGGCCGGCCUGCAGGCUCUGCUGGCCAGCGGCACACGCAGCCUGCCGGGCUGCGACGUGCACGAGUGGCGGGCCGGGGAGCCCGCAACAGCCACCAUUGAGGAGGCGUAUGGUGUGAUGGACGGCACGGCGCGCCUCGUGCUGUCUGCGCUGUGCAGGAGCAGCCUGCUGCGCCUGCGCUCUGAUGCCUUCAGCCCCAUGCUAGACGACCUGCCGCUGUCCCGCAGCGCCCAGGGCAGCUCCUGCCUGGCCGCCAAGGCCUUCAUAGACAACUUCAGCCACCUGUCGGCUGCUGAGACCUCGGCGGUGUGCAGCAACCUGUUUGCUGACCCUCAGGAAGAGGCGAGUGAGCGGGGCCUGGUGAGCGUGUUUCACGCCAGCGAGGCGUGGGACCCGCAGGCGGGUGCGCUGUCGGCCUGGCAGGUCAAGGACAGCGAGGGGCGGUGGCAGGGCGUGGCGCUCCGCGAGGGAGAGGUGGCAGUCACCCUUGGUCACACCAUGCAGCAUGCCUGCACGGGGCUGCUGCAGCCGGGCUGCCACCGCGUUGUGGGCGACCCCUAUGCCGGCUCCGGCGGCUUUGGCGGCCCCCACACGCGCUCCAACAGCGACAGCGACAGUAACAGCAGCACCGCCGGCACCCGCAGGCAGCGGCAGCAGCAGCCCACGCAGGGCCGCACGCAGCUGUGCUUUGAGCUGCGCCCGCGCCCCGCCGCUGUGCUGGACCUCCGGCCGCAGCUGGAGGCAGCAGGCCACACCGUGAGCUCCAGGUUUUCUCCCAUGUCUGUCAGCUGCCUGAUGGAGCAGUUUGAGUCGCUGCUGUCCCCUUCCAAGCUGGCCACGCCCGACCAGCAGCAGGGCGCGGCGGCGCACUCGGCAUGGGAGGAGCUGCAGGCCUCUCUGAAGAGUAACAAGAAGCGUACCAGCAUGGCCGCUGAGCUGGCAGCCGCCGACCGGCCCGUCACCCGCAGCGGCAAUGUGCGGCGCAGUGCAGAGGGGAUGGUGUGCCAGCAGCGGCCCAGCGGCCGCAACAGGCUGGCGUCUGGAGCUGGCGGGGCAUCCGGGCAGCAAGAGGAUGGCGGGGAGAUGGAGUGGGAGGAUGGGCCUGCCGCCGGCACAAGGCGCCGCUCCUCUGGCGGCGGCCGCCCCGGCUCGAUCGGCGGCAGUGGCGGCGGCCCCGCCAGCCUGGGCGGCGGCGGCCAGCGGCGGCGUGACAGCCUGGAGCCGCCCAGCUCAGCUCUCUACCUGGUGCGCGGCCGCACCUGCACCGUGGUGGGCUCCUGCCUCCAGGACGAUCCAGCCGACUGCCUGGCUGUCUGCGUGCGUAGCUUCACUGGGCUGGAGCGCUGGUUUUACUGCAACGCCACCACCCGCUGCGGCGCCAUUUUCGAGAUGUACUGCGCGCGGCUGGGCAUCAGCCUGGGGGCAGUGAAGUUUCUGCUGCGCGGGGAGCGCGUGUUUGGCGCCACAACACCCGAAGACCUUGAGAUGCGGGAUGGUGAGGAGCUAACGGCGGUGCCCGACAGCAGCGACCAGCGGCAGCAGGCCCGCGAGCUCGGCCCUCUCUAUGCCGCAGUCUUUGGCAAGCAGGCGGCGGCGGCGGCGGCGGGGGUGGACAGCCUGGCACAGAUGCUGAGGCGAUGA